Salvelinus fontinalis (brook trout) is the source of this 5570-nucleotide messenger RNA. RefSeq names its product FERM domain-containing protein 4A-like. The record is from RefSeq and is a predicted model, not a curated record. NCBI's taxonomy places the organism in Eukaryota, Metazoa, Chordata, Actinopteri, Salmoniformes, Salmonidae. Gene Ontology annotation, cellular component: cytoskeleton; adherens junction; bicellular tight junction. Gene Ontology annotation, biological process: establishment of epithelial cell polarity. The transcript has 24 exons. Bases 842 to 4051 code for a protein of 1069 amino acids.
CUCUUACCGGUGACUCGCUGACUCCCUCUACAGCUCCCUAUCUAUCUCUCACACACUCUCGCUCUCCCUCACUCUCCCUCGCAGGCUUUCUCCUCGUGUCAUGCUUUAUAAGGCAGGGAUCAGCGUGAGCAUGAGUGAGCGUGUGUGAGCUCUGUCUUUGCUGCAGCAUCCUGGGUCUCUGUGUGGAGGAGAGGAGUUCCUGCUACUCUCCCAGCAAAGAGCACUCUAGGUGGGGGAACAUCGUGGCCAGAGGGGGGGUUCUCUUGAACAGAAACAGUACAGUCCCAGGACAGAACGGACAGACAGAGACGCGUGGUGACUGGAGAGGAACAAAAUAAGAGAUCAAGAGGAGAGGAGCGUAUUGCUGCCUCUCAGGCUUUUGUGUUGUGAGAAACUAAGAAAGAAAAGAGGGGAGGAUAGGAGGGAGGGGGGCACACUCCUGAGGUACAGGGAUCCCAGGAGGUUUCAGCAGGGGGGAGAGGGCUGUACAGGAGGGGUGUGUCAAAGCUGAAGAGGAGGGGGUCUUCUCUGCUCAUCAAAGACAAGAAGGACAGAAGGAGAGGAAGAAAAAUAAGUGAAGAGUGAAGGAGAGAUAACGGUUUCGCCUCAGCGUCAGGAGUUGAAGAGGGUCUCGAGGGGGUCAUGGUGAGAACGAAGAGGGAGAGGGUCAGCUGAGAAAAAGGAGAGUAGAAACAACAAACAGAAGGUAAGGACAAAGGGAUGUGUGCUCACUGACUGAAGACUUGGUUUCUGAGGAAGAAGAAGAGGAGGAGAGGUCUCUCUCGUUGAGGCGUCUGGUCGUUUUCCCUGGUGAACUUCAGUCAGUCUACAGGACCCCAUCAUGGCCGUCCAACUCAUGCCCGAAUCAGCUGUCUGUUUGCUUAUGAUGACAGAGGGGCGGCGAUGUCAGGUCCAUCUCCUGGACGACAGGAAGCUGGAGCUCCUCGUACAGCCCAAACUGAUGGCCAAGGACCUGUUGGAUCUGGUGGCCUCCCACUUCAACCUGAAGGAGAAGGAAUACUUUGGCAUCUCCUACACAGAUGAAACGGGUCAUUUCAGCUGGCUGCAGUUGGACCGAAGGGUUCUGGAACACGAGUUCCCCAAGAAGUCUGGACCCAUCGUACUGUACUUCUGUGUCAGGUUUUACAUAGAGAGUAUUUCCUACCUGAAGGACAAUGCUACUAUCGAACUCUUCUUCCUCAAUGCUAAGUCCUGCAUAUACAAGGAGCUCAUUGAGGUGGACAGUGAGGUGGUUUUUGAGCUGGCCUCCUAUAUACUACAGGAGGCUAAAGGUGACUUCACCAGUAACGACGUGACGAGGUCAGACCUGAAGAAGCUUCCAGCUCUGCCGACUCAGGCCCUGAAGGAACACCCAUCUCUGGCAUACUGUGAGGACCGGGUGAUAGAACACUACAAGAAGCUGAAUGGACAGUCCAGAGGCCAGGCCAUAGUCAAUUAUAUGAGCAUCGUUGAGUCUCUGCCUACAUAUGGAGUACAUUACUACACUGUUAAGGAUAAACAGGGCAUCCCGUGGUGGCUGGGCCUGAGUUAUAAAGGAAUCUUCCAGUAUGACUACCAGGACAAGGUCAAGCCCAGGAAGGUGUUCCAAUGGCGUCAGCUGGAGAACCUCUACUUCAGAGAGAAGAAGUUCUCAGUGGAAGUUCAUGACCCCAGGAGUAGGGCGUCGGUGACCAGAAGGACGUUUGGCCACAGUGGUAUUGCUGUCCACACCUGGUACGCCUGCCCUGCUCUCAUUAAGUCUAUCUGGGCCAUGGCCAUCAGCCAACACCAGUUCUACCUGGACCGCAAGCAGAGCAAGUCUAAGAUCCAUGCGGCUCGUAGUCUCAGUGAGAUAGCCAUCGACCUGACAGAGACUGGCACUCUGAAGACAUCUAAACUGGCCAACAUGGGCAGCAAGGGCAAGAUCAUCAGCGGCAGCUCUGGCAGUCUGCUCUCCUCAGGUUCCCAGGAGUCGGACAGUUCUCAGACAGCUAAGAAAGACAUGCUGGCAGCACUGAGGGCCAGGCAGGAGGCUCUGGAAGAGACACUCAAACAGAGACUAGAGGACCUCAAGAACAUCUGUAUCAGAGAGGCGGAGUUGACAGGGAAGCUUCCUAAGGAGUAUCCAUUAGAUCCAGGGGAGGAGCCUCCGACAGUCAGGAGGAAGAUUGGCCCUGCCUUCAAACUGGACGAACACAAGAUCAAGCCGAAAAGAGAGGAGGAAGAGCUAGAGCGUCUAGAGAGGGAGUUUGCCAUCCAAUCACAGAUCACAGAGGCUGCGAGGCGGUUGGCCGGCGAUCCGCACGUGAGCAGUAAGAAGCUGAGGAAACAGAGGAAGACGUCGUACCUGAACGCACUGAGGAAACUCCAGGAGAUAGAGAACGCCAUCAACGAACACCGUGUCCGCUCUGGGAAGAAACCCACGCAACGCGCUUCGCUUAUCAUAGAGGGUGAGACUACACACAUGCUGAGAGAAUCGCUUAUACGAACCACAGCGCGUAACAAACAGGAGGCCAACAUCGGCUCAGAGGACAGCUCUCUGUCAGACGCUCUGGUCCUUGAUGACGACGACCCCCAGGUGACAGGGACCCCGACCUUCUCUCCGGCAGCAUCUCCACAAAAGGGCCUCCCUCCCCGGCCUCCCUCCCACAGCCGGCCCCCUCCUCCCCAGUCCCUAGAAGGCCUUAGACACCUGCACUACUCUCGCUCCGAAUACGACAAGUCCCCCAUCAAACCCAAGAUGUGGAGCGAGUCCUCGCUGGACGAACCCUACGAGAGGGUAAAAAAACGCUCCUCACACUCCAGUCACAGGCGGUUCCCCAGCUCUGGUACUUGUGGGGAGGCAGGAGGCAGUAACUCUCUGCAGAGUAGCCCCAUCAGGAGCCUUCCUCACUUGAGCGCCCAGUCCAGCAUGCCCUCUACCCCUGACCUGAGGACCAGGACCCCUCAAUAUGUACACUCCACCAGGUCUGUGGACAUCAGUCCCACCCGUCUGCACAGUCUGGUUCAGCACUUUAGGAACCGCAGCUCCAGCCUGGAAUCUCAGGGCAAGCUACUGGCCUCUGACCCCGACACACACACUCACACCGACACCCUGGGAGCCCUGGGCAGCCCUGACUUCUUCCUGGCCCCAGGGACACGCAGCUCCAACGGCUCGGACCCGCUGGAUGACUGUUCGUCCUGUACUUCCCAGAGCAGCUCAGAACACUACUACCCUGGGGUAGCUCCGGGCUCCAACCCUAACUACUCCACCCUGGGAGAGGACUCCCCCUCCAAAGCCAGGCAGAGACAGAGGCAGAGGCACAGGUCUGCAGGUCACCUUGGUUCCUCUAACUCUGGCUCCAUGCCCAACCUUGCAGCCAAGAACGGAUCAGGGGGCGGUGGUACGGGGGGAGCAGGGACUGGGUCAGGGCAGCACGGGGUGUACCUCCACAGCCAGAGCCAGCCCUCGUCCCAGUACCGGAUUAAAGAGUACCCCCUGUACGUAGAGGGCAGCCCCAACCCGGUGGUGGUGCGCAGCCUGGAGAGUGACCAGGAGGGCCACUACAGCGUCAAGGCCCAGUUCAAAACCUCCAGCUCCUACACAGCCGGGGGGCUCUACAAGGAGACCUGGGGGGGUGAGGAGGGGGGAGAGGGGAGUGGCAGACUCACCCCGUCCCGCUCCCAGAUUGUACGGACUCCCUCACUGGGGCGAGAGGGGGGAGGAGGGGGGAGGGCGGUGGUGUCGGACGAGCUGAGGUGUUGGUACCAGCGCUCAUCGGGCAGUCUAAAGGAGAGGAGUCACUGUGGCUCCAAUGCGUCAGACAGCGGCUCGUUGCAAGGCACUCUGGGACACGGACGAGGCAACAGGGUGGGGACGCUCGCCAAGGGAUCGCCAGCAGCUUCCCCUCACAGCCAGAGGAGUGUGACUCCCUCCAGUGAACAGGCUGCCACCCCCAUACCCCCCUGCAGCCCACAACACAUCCUCAACUGGCAGAGCGGCGGUACAGCAGACAGCUCUCCUACUGAAGACGUGUGUCAGUCACCCCCUCAGCCCAGCUCUGAAGCAUAGAGGUACUGUCUGUCUGCCAGGACUCUGCCAGAACACAGACCUAGAAACACAACAGAUAGACCAGCGAACAACAGAAAAACAAUGUAGAACCAUAGACCAUAGAACCAAUCCUGUGUGAACACUUAGAAACACACCCCAUAGAAUGAGUCCUGACACAAAGACAUAGAAACCUGAACUAGCUAAGGGACGUAGAAAUAGAUCCGCUUGACUAGAUACAGUGCCUUGCAGAAGUAUUCACCCCCUUUGGCAUUUUUCCUAUUUUGUUGCAUUACAACCUAUAAUUUAAAUUGAUUUUUAUUUGGAUUUCAUGUAAUGGACAUACACAAAAUAGCCCAAAUUGGUGAAGUGAAAUGAAGAAAAUAACGUGUUUCAAAAAAUCGAAUUAAAAUAAAAACGGAAAAGUGGUGCGUGCAUAUGUAUUCACCCCUUUGCUAUGAAACCCCUAAAUAAGAUCUGGUGCAACCAAUUACCUUCAGAAGUCACAUAAUGAUUUAUAUAAAGUCCACUUGUGUGCAAUCUAAGUGUCACAUGAUCUGUCACAUGAUCUCAGCAUAUAUACACCUGUUCUGAAAGGCCCCAGAGUCUGCAACACCACUAAGCAAGGGGCUCCACCAAGUAAGCGGCACCAUGAAGACCAAGGAGCUCUCCAAACAGGUCAGGGACAAAGUUGUGGAGAAGUACAGAUCAGGGUUGGGUUAUAAGAAAAUAUCCGAAACUUUGAACAUCCCACGGAGCACCAUUAAAUCCAUUAUUAAAAAAUGGAAAGAAUAUGGCACCACAACAAAUCUGCCAAGAGAGGGCCGCCCACCAAAACUCAUGGACCUGGCAAGGAGGGAAUUAAUCAGAGAAGCAACAAAGAGACCAAAGAUAACCCUGAAGGAGCUGCAAAGCUCCACAGAGGGGAUUGGAGUAUCUGUCCAUUGGACCACUUUAAGCUGUACACUCCACAGAGCUGGGCUUUACGGAAGAGUGGCCAAAAACAAUAAGCAAACAUGUUUGGUGUUCGCCAAAAGGCAUGUGGGAGACUCCCCAUGUGGGGGACUUUGGCCAUCAAGGAAAACUCUAUGUCUAGAGCAAACCCAACACCUCUCAUCACCCCGAGAACACCAUCCCCACAGUGAAGCAUGGUGGUGGCAGCAUCAUGCUGUGGGGAUGUUUUUCAUCGACAGGAACUAGGAAACUGGUCAGAAUUUAAGGAAUGAUGGAGGGUGCUAAAUACAGGGAAAUUCUUGAGGGAAACCUGUUUCAGUCUUCCAGAGAUUUGAGACUGGGACGGAGGUUCACCUUCCAGCAGGACAAUGACCUGAAGCAUACUACUAAAGUAACACGCGAGUGGUUUAAGGGAAAACAUUUCAUGUCUUGGAAUGGCCUAGUCAAAGCCCAGACCUCAAUCCAAUUGAGAAUUUGUGGUAUGACUUAAAGAUUGCUGUACACCAGCGGAACCCAUCCAACUUAAAGGAGCUGGAGCGGUUUUGCCUUGAGGAAUGGGCAAAAAUCCCAGUGGCUAGAUGUGCCAAGC